GUCGGCCCUCUGCGAGGGCGUCCGUCUGUCGUCGCCCGCCUUGAAAGCUUGACAGCAGCCUGUUCGUUUCGCCCCGCUGCGGACCUCCUAAAAGGACUCCUAAUAGCAACAUUCGGAUACCCCGGCCCCUGACGUCGCUCCUUCACUACUCUCGCCCAAUGGCCAGCACUGCUAUCCCGAUUCAGCAACCGGGCCUCAACGAUCAUCCCGCCGAUCGCUCCCGCUCGCGUCUAGCCGUCCCCGCCGCCGCCGCCUCGCGCGCUGCCGACCACAGCCCAGCGGCGAGCAGCACGUCCCGGAGCACGUCCACCCGCAGGCGCCGCUUCACGAUCCGCGUCGGGUCGAAACAGCACAGGCGCGCCGGGAGCGGUGCGGUCCGGCGCACGCCCAGCCACCAACGCGGCGGAAGCACGAAUCCCCCACGCGAUCCCCUCUCUUCUGCAACCGGGCCACAACCUCCCACCACGACGGCCACGACCACAACGUUACCUCGCCGAUCCAGCGUGGAUCCGCCACCCGCACGCGACCCAGCCACCAUGCCUCGCCAGGCCACGACGACGACGGCCACCAUGACGCAGCAGCAAUUAAAGAAGCCCAACCUCCUCGCCCGCCUCUCCACCCGCCUCCGCCCCCGCUCGCGCUCCUCGCCCGCCCCAACCACACUCGCCAUCUCUACCCCAGCGCCGAUGGACUUCAAGCAGCGCCGCGACUCGGCCCUCCGCGAACGCGGGCUCGUCCCUCCCUCCUCGUCCUCCACGAAAAGCCCCACCAGCCCGACGCGGCGAUCCAACGGCUUUUCCAUCGACAAAGACAAGCCGCUCCCGACGCCCGUGGUCGACGCCCGAACUGCCGCGCGCCAGGCCGCUCUUCGCGAACGCGGCCUCCUCCCGCCCGCCGUCGAUGGCCGCGAUCUCUCCGAACAAGAAGCCGAGCGUGACCGCCGCCUCGCCGUCCUCGCCCCCGUCCCCGAAAAAACCGCAUCCGACGCCGACGCCGACGCGGGCCCUAGCGCCGCGCAACGGCUCAUGGCCGAAUGGCGUGCAAGGAACACCACAGCAGCGGCUUCUACCGUGCGACACGCGGACCCGCCGGGCGAUAGCGCGGACGGGCUCCCGCGCCCCUCUAAAUCUGGCCGAUCCGCGCACACGUCCAGGCACUCCACCCCCGUACCUGUCUCGGACGCCAACCAGCCCCGUCGAACAAACAAAGGGCUAAACGCGCCCCCUGUCUCGCCCGACGCCACAGCCACAGCCACCUCCUACAGCAGCACCGCCGCAACCGCGACACGGACACCGUCGUCUCCGCCGCGAAACGAUCCCUCGUCGCCUACCGCCGUGCAGCACACCAGCCGCCACGGGUCCGCGUCCCCCCCGCCAUCACCGCCCAAAGGCGCCGCGCCGCCGUCCACCCCCGGCUCGCCCCGCCUGCAAGUCCCGCCCGGACGCACCGACUCGCCCACGCGCACGCGGAGCGGGACGAACGCGACCGCGAUCAGCGCGCUGACGAUGCCGUCGCUCAUGUCGCCCACCGUGUCGUCCGAGAGCGCGGACGGCGCCAUGCCGCCCACGCCCAAAUCCGCGUCCCACCCGCUCGUACCGCCGACGACGGGAGGACACCGGAAAUCGCGCGGCUCGCGCGAGCUGAAGGGGGCGGCGACGCCGGUCAUCGUCGAGACGCCCGCGCUCGAGAGCUCGGACGAGACGGACGAGUUUACGCCCGGCGCGCUGAUCGAGGAGGCGCAGGACGAGCUCGGCGUGCUGCCCAAAGCGCGCCCGCGGCACGGUCAGACGCUCGACGCGUCCCGGCAACAGCACGCCCCGGCCUCGGAGCGCCGCGGCUCGGUGUUCGCGUCCCUGAAGCGGUCGCUCACCGGCGGGCGCAGCGGCAGCACGGCGCUGUCGCUGCCCAACCGACAGCGGCCGAACUCGGCGUACGUGAACCGGACGACGCCCGUCGGCGGCGGCAUGCGCACGAGCGCGAGCACGGGGCAUCUCCGCGCACCCCUGAGCCCGACGAUCCAUAACCGGGGUAGCAUCCUCGUAGAGGCGGGCGCGAUCGAGGACGAGGAGUCGCGCCGCUGUACUUCCUUCGAGAAGGCCAUCAUCCGUAGCCCCGAAUUAUCAUCUCCCACGUCGCGCACCACCUCUGUCCGGAUGAUGCCCUUCAAUUCGCGCAUGAGAUCGGACUCGGCGUCGAACGACGUUCCGCCGAUGACGGUCACUUCUUCCAGCCGCGAAUCCAGGGGUGCCCUCGACUUGACCACGUCGAAGAGCGCCCCGACGCCGCCGUCGUCCACGAAUCCGGUCAAAUGCCGCAGUUUGGGGCAAAGGACGGCGGGGUCGUCCCCGGGGGGUCGCGACUUCAGGGCGUCGCACAUGGCGGCGAAGACGUCGGACAGGCCGGAUUCGCUUCACGUCGAGCAUUUCCACCGCGCCUGCCGCGUCCGAGAGCGAUCCGGCGAUGGAGGCGAGGGCUUCCUCUCCUACGUGGUCUGCCACGCCCUGACCGAAAUCGACAGCCCAAGGAGAGGUCGUCAAUUCGAGGCUGAAGAACCCUCGAGGCAUGCGAAGCCCGACCCGGGUCCAUGGGUUCACGGACACGGAGUCACGCUCGAUCCGAACCACCCGCCUGACAGCCUCAGAUCUCGAACACGAGGAAAGUUGCUGGCCGAGAAGAUCGGCGGCUCCUCGUGCGAUCCUUCGUGGCACCACGUCGUGUUGAGUUCCUCCAAGAUGGGUUGGGGUACUGAGCGCAAGCCGACGCCAUCUUCGGCACACGCGGGUAACGACCAUCCAACUCCGUUCAGGGCCUUCUUGACUGCUCAAGCGUCCAACGGCUGCCUUCGCAGCGGUCCUCAGAACGGUUGA
Punctularia strigosozonata HHB-11173 SS5 is the source of this 2867-nucleotide messenger RNA. RefSeq lists its product as uncharacterized. The record is from RefSeq and is a predicted model, not a curated record. The transcript is spliced from 8 exons. Lineage: Eukaryota; Fungi; Basidiomycota; Agaricomycetes; Corticiales; Punctulariaceae. Bases 159 to 2867 code for a protein of 902 amino acids.